Suillus fuscotomentosus is the source of this 411-nucleotide messenger RNA. RefSeq lists its product as uncharacterized. NCBI's taxonomy places the organism in Eukaryota, Fungi, Basidiomycota, Agaricomycetes, Boletales, Suillaceae. The transcript is spliced from 5 exons. The coding region runs from base 1 to 411 and encodes 136 amino acids. The record is from RefSeq and is a predicted model, not a curated record.
AUGGCUGUUAGGCACAAAAAUCUGGACUCAAAAACAAGGCCAAUGCUACGCGACGUCCACCCAUCCGUCCAGCCCCACGUCAAGUGCCACCAGGCUUUUUCGAUAACGUGCAAUGCGGUGGUCCUUCCUCCACUACCCACCGUCGAGUCCACCCUGAUCCCUGUCUCCGCGAUGCUUUUGCACUAUCCUGGAGAUCACGUCCACCAACAUCCACUGGGACCUGGUACCUCCUCUCGUCGCAGACCUCCUGUUGUCGACGUUCCUGCACUAGAUGACAAGAAGGCACUGUAUGUUGCUCGGCUGCCGGAACGAGCUAGCGACAAAGCAAAACGCGUCGACAACUCGAAAUGGUGGGCUCGUGUUGUGCUGUUCCUCUGCUGUGUGUCUCCGUCCAACGAUGACGGUCACUGA